This is a messenger RNA of Populus nigra (black poplar), 1247 nucleotides long. Its product is annotated as peroxidase 15-like. The transcript has 4 exons. Gene Ontology annotation, molecular function: heme binding; peroxidase activity. The record is from RefSeq and is a predicted model, not a curated record. Lineage: Eukaryota; Viridiplantae; Streptophyta; Magnoliopsida; Malpighiales; Salicaceae. Bases 60 to 1016 code for a protein of 318 amino acids. Gene Ontology annotation, biological process: response to oxidative stress; hydrogen peroxide catabolic process.
AUAUCACAACAAGCUCGACCUCAAUUCAAAACAUCUAGCAUUUCCUUUCUGUAAGAAAAAUGUCUUCUGUUCUAGCUACAGUGAUCUGUGUAGUAAUGUUGUUUUGGGGCAUUUCUAAUGCUCAAUUAAGCCCCACAUUUUAUGCUAGCACUUGCCCGAAUGUGUCGAGCAUUGUGCGAGGUGUAGUGGAGCAAGCUGCGCGAAAUGAUGUCCGGCUUGGAGCCAAGCUCAUUCGCAUGCACUUCCAUGAUUGCUUUGUCGAUGGCUGCGAUGGCUCUAUUCUGCUGGUCGAUGCGAAUGGCAUAAAUAGUGAGCAAGAUGAACUUCCUAAUCAAUCCGUAGAAGGUUAUGGUGUCGUUGAUGACAUUAAAACAGCAGUGGAGAAUGUUUGUCCUGGCAUCGUCUCCUGCGCAGAUAUAUUAGCCCUUGCAUCUGAAAUAUUGGUUACCUUGGCAGGAGGUCCAACAUGGCAAGUGCCACUGGGAAGAAGGGAUAGUACGACUGCAAACGCAGCAGGAACUUCUGACAUUCCUAGUCCUUUCGAAACCUUUGAAAAUCUCUCUCUCAAGUUCUCAAACAAGGAACUUGAUUCCACUGAUCUAGUUGCUUUAUCUGGUGCACACACAUUUGGGAGGUCUCAGUGCCAAUUCUUCAGCCGGAGACUCAAUGUUACAAACCCUGAUCCAACCUUAAACACAACAUACUUGCAGACACUUCGCCAAGCAUGCCCACAAGGCGGAAAUCCAAGUAGAUUGAACAAUCUUGAUCCUACAACUCCUGAUGAUUUUGACAACAACUACUUCACAAAUCUUCAGAACAAUCGUGGCCUUCUCGAAACUGACCAAAUACUCUUUUCUACUAGCGGGGCUGAUACUGUUGCCAUAGUCAACCGGUUUGCUAGCAGCCAGUCCGCCUUCUUUGAUAGCUUUGCUCAGUCUAUGAUAAAGUUGGGAAAUUUAAGUCCUUUGACAGGAAGCAGUGGAGAAAUCAGAGCCGACUGUAAGAGGGUCAAUUAGGGUCUUUGGAAAUUCUAUGCUAUGAGAUGGAAAAACUAUGCAUUUCUUUCCUCCUUUUCAGUUUUUUUCCUCAAAUUCAACGUGUGCUAGAACUAAUAAGAAGGGUGGGAUUUUUUCUGGUUCUGAGCAGAACCUCAGGACUGAACUUUGAAUCAUCCUCUACGUUGAUGUAUUAGGAGCGUACCAAAUUUGUGUUAAACACAUAAUUUGAAUGGAAGAAAUUUUUAAUUA